Messenger RNA from Gordionus sp. m RMFG-2023, 954 nucleotides. Its product is annotated as 3-oxoacyl-[acyl-carrier-protein] reductase FabG-like. The transcript has 7 exons. NCBI's taxonomy places the organism in Eukaryota, Metazoa, Nematomorpha, Gordioida, Chordodea, Parachordodidae. The record is from RefSeq and is a predicted model, not a curated record. The coding region runs from base 106 to 897 and encodes 263 amino acids. Gene Ontology annotation, molecular function: oxidoreductase activity.
GCUUCAACUCCUGGUGGGUGAUGAAAUUGCAUGGCGUGGUAAUGAAUGAAUGAGUGAAUUACCACAAUAGGUUUUUUAUCAGCGUAUUCAUAAUUUCAUCAUUUAAUGCCAUUUAAAUCGGACGAAUUUUUGAAUAAAGUUGUUCUAGUAACUGGAGCUAGUUCAGGAAUAGGAGCUGUGACAGCUAUUUUAUUUUCAAAAUUGGGUGCAAAACUAUCCCUCACGGGACGCAAUAUUAUAAAUCUAGAAAAAACAUCACAGGAUUGUGAAAAUGUUUCCCAUAAUAAAUAUAAACCUAUUAUGUUUAAAGCAGAACUUACUCAUGAUAAAGAUGUAGAAAAUUUGGUUAAAGAAACUAUUAAAACUUAUUCUAAAUUGGAUAUAUUAAUCAAUAAUGCAGGAAUAUUAGAGACUGGCAGCAUAGAGAACACCACACUUGAACAAUAUGAUAGAUUAUUUAAUAUUAAUGUGAGAUCUGUAUAUUACUUAACUAUGCUUUCUGUUCCAUAUUUAAUUGAAUCAAAGGGUUCCAUUGUUAAUGUUUCUAGUGUAAAUGGAAUAAGAAGUUUUCCUGGUGUUCUUGCAUAUAAUAUGUCAAAGUCUGCCCUUGAUCAAUUUACAAGAUGUAUAGCAUUGGAAUUAGCAUCAAAAAAUGUUAGGGUAAAUUCUGUUAAUCCUGGUGUUACCUUGACAGAGUUGCAAAAAAGAGGUGGUUUACAAGAGGGGGAAUACAACAAUUUUUUAGAAAAAAGUAAAGGAACUCACCCAAUGGGCCGUGUAGCAAAUCCUAUAGAAGUAGCUAAUAUAAUAGCAUUCUUAGCAUCUGAAAAUGCCUCAUUUGUAACAGGAGUUAACAUGCCUGUUGAUGGUGGUAGAAGUGUUGCUGGCUUAAGAUAAUCAUAACUUAUACAUUGAUUUAAAUUAUUAUUUUAAUAAAAUAAAUUGUGCUCUAAA